Corythoichthys intestinalis (scribbled pipefish) is the source of this 4317-nucleotide messenger RNA. It is a transcript of the gene doc2g, whose product is annotated as double C2-like domains, gamma. The coding region runs from base 220 to 1482 and encodes 420 amino acids. The record is from RefSeq and is a predicted model, not a curated record. Gene Ontology annotation, cellular component: membrane; synapse. Gene Ontology annotation, biological process: spontaneous neurotransmitter secretion; exocytosis; regulation of calcium ion-dependent exocytosis. The transcript is spliced from 11 exons. Lineage: Eukaryota; Metazoa; Chordata; Actinopteri; Syngnathiformes; Syngnathidae.
AUUUGGUGGCUGUCUGCGUCCGUGCACGUGCCUCUGAGUAUGUCUGAGGAUCCGAGCGAAUGAGUUUGUGCGCACCAUGCAUGCUUCCAAGAGCUCGUUGAUGUCAUUGUAAUAAGCAGGCAGUGAUGUAGGGCUGUCGUUACAUAAAUGCAGCAGGAAAUGACUGAGUGAUAGAAAUUGGAGCAUGGGGUCCCAACCUUGUCCCGUUCAGCAGCCCACAUGAGCGUCUCCAAACCACCGCCGCCCCCUUCCGCCACCCACCUUGCCAUCCCUCCUUCCUCUACUUGCACGCCCUCCUCAUCCGCCUCCUCCCCAUCGGCCCCGCCUCCUCCCUCACCGGUCAAGAUUUCUAUGCAGGAGCACUUUGCCAUCAACGUGUGCCCGGGGCCCAUCCUCCCUAUCCCGCAAAUCUCAGACUUCUUCCCCCGUUUCCACGACUACCCCUGCACACCGCCUCCCCCGCGGGAGAAGAAGAUCCUGAAAGAGGAGACCUUCAACGGGGAGAUGGGUGGAGGCUUCAAAGAUGGCGAGAGGCGGGGGGACAACAGUGGGGAUAGGGAGGAAGUAGCUGACUCUGAUGAUGAUGACACAUACUUGGGGACAUUGGAGUUCACCCUGCUGUUUGAUCAGGAGAAUAACUGCCUCCACUGCACCGUUCACAAGGCAAAGGGACUGAAAGCCAUGGACUCCAAUGGGCUUGCCGAUCCAUACGUCAAGCUUCAUCUUCUGCCUGGGGCGAGCAAGGCGAACAAACUUCGCACAAAGACUCUGAAGAACACACUAAACCCAGUGUGGAAUGAGGAACUGGUGUAUCAUGGAAUAACAGCGGCUGACAUGACCACCAAAACACUCAGGCUGUGUGUAUGUGACAUGGACAGACUUGGACGAAAUGAAUUCAUCGGUGAGGUGAGAGUUGCCCUGAAGAAGCUCAGAGAGGGCGAGAACAAGCGUUACAAUAUGGGCUUGGAGAGAAUUGCACAGAACAAAGAAUCAAACAAUCAAGCGGUAGAGCCGGGAUCGCUGGUGGCUGAAGAGGAGCGCGGACGCAUCCUGGUGUCGUUGUGCUAUAACACAGAAAAGGGCUGCCUGCUGGUUGGGAUCAUACGCUGCGCCCAUCUGGCCGCCAUGGACUCCAACGGCUACUCUGACCCCUUCGUCAAAAUCAUCUUACAGCCAGACAUGGGGAAAAAGUCCAAGUACAAGACAUCAGUGAAGAAAAAGACUCUCAACCCUGAAUUCAAUGAGGAGUUUUCCUAUGAGGUGACUCUGGACUUACUGGCAAAGAAAACCCUUGAGAUCUCAGUGUGGGACUACGAUUUGGGAAUGAGCAAUGACUUCAUAGGUGGUGUGGAGCUGGGAAUCAACGCAAGCGGACAGAGACUCAGACACUGGUUCGAGUGUCUCAAAAACAAAGGGAAGAAAGUGGAGUAUUGGCAUACGCUCACACAGCAAGGGGCCCCGAGCAGCGACAAAACGGACUAAAUCACAGCAGAGCAGAGGCACAAUAAACACACAAGAACAGCCCCAUGAAAGAUAUCUAAAGAAACAUAAACAACAUGCAAUAAUAGUAAUGUGAUAGCGAUGAAAAUGAAAUCUAUCAUUUAAUGACAACAGCACCGAUUAUUUGUAAAUGAUCUUCAUUCUGACAUCAGUGAUGUUAAUAAGGUGUGGUGUUUAUUUUUUUAAGGUAAACCAAAUUGUCCUCAUGAGUGUAACAAAGUGAUACACACUACUUUGUCAUUUAGACCUUGUGGAAGUCACUCUUAUGUCCUUGUUGGAAUGUACAAAUAAUGAUGAGGUGAUUAGAAUUCACUUGAGGCCAGCAGAUGCGUGAACCCGUGUGACUCUUUGGGCCUGAUUUACUAAGAUCUUAAAUAGAUAGCACUAACUUGAUUGUACACUCUAAAAUAUUGCCAACGCUGAAGGUGGUGAUCAACCGAGGUUGCCACUUUUUAUUGAAGAUCCUUGUGAACUUACUGAAACAGAUUGUUGAAAACAGGUUUAAGAGUGGUGUAAUCAAAAGAUGGUUUGGACCGUGGAAUAUUUAAGAAGUAAUAGAAGUGGAAGCGAAGCCUUACAAUUGAGUUGUCGAAAAUAAAUCAAUGAUUUUGAUACAUGUCGUUUGGGGAGCUGCAUAAAAGUCAUGUUUUCGUUGAUUGAACUUGUCCCAAGUGCGUGACAAAUGGAUGUCACAGUCCGCAAAUGCAGAGCUGAAUUGAAUUCUUUAAUGUGAUAUGGCAUAACUCCUUCAUGUGACUAUCUCAAAGACAGCUCUUCAAACUCCCAAAAUUGCAUUGGUGAAUUGACAACAUGUCACAAUGAUUUUAGUCUGUGAAAUGUCAAUGUUUACACAGCGGACAAGUUCUCCUGCCAGCGUUAUGAGUUUGCGUUCCGGUUUGCACCUGCCUUUCUGAGGUGCUUUUAAAAGACACAAAACUAGCCUUUAAAAUUUGUCUCAGGUUUAUUAAAUCACAUUGAGCGUAGUAAUGCAUGUGCUCCUCCUCAUAAAGAAUUGUGCGGCAAUCCUGGGUUAGUAGUUCAGCUCCCUCAUCUGUUUGUAAGCCAUUUUUGCACACACAAACCUUUAGUAGAUCAGGCCCACAGUGUCAAUGCAUCGCUAUUGUGGCUUGUAUUGUAACACAGCAUUGUUACUCUAUGAUAUGAAGCACAAAGUUGAUCCAGUCAGUGGAUUUGUUCCUUUAACAUGUCAGUCUUUUUAACUGUUUGUCUUUCAUUGUCUUUGUGACUCUGUAGUCUGUGUGCAUGUGCGUGUGAAGCAGGCUUGGAGAAUUUCAGUGCCUCAAUUUUCUGUCUGUGCAGCAUCUCUUUUCACAUCGUGCCCCGAUCACAACUGAACUUCAAGAAGCACAGUGUUUGCAUGAGUGUGUGACAGAAAGACACAAGGACAAGAAAGCGGCACACUCCAGAGAAACCUUUUGCUGCCUCCAGUGGUUGCAGUGAUAAUUACGUCAUCUCAUAUCUCAGUCAGAAAAACUUUUGAGGCACAUGCACAAUUCAAUGAGAUCCAAUACAAAAACUGUCCUUUAAAAAGACAAGGAAGCUCACUUUUGAGUGAUGGUGUCAGCGAAGGCUUUAUUAUAUUUAUGAAUUAGCGGCGACCUCGCACUCAGAGGUGUUUGCACUGUUCUAACAAAAUCAUACAAAAUGAGCAGCUUCUGUAUAGGUUCUCUUUUGAUUGUGUGCUUAAUGAAGUGUUCAAUGAGUGUUUAUGCCUUCGUACAUUGACUUAGCUGCAUGCUCACAGAUAUGCAGAAAGAUUGAUGUCUGGGAGGUAAGCUUUUUAUUGUUACUUCAAGUGUGCAAUAUCAAUCAAUAAAUGAUGCAACUUUUAUUUCCUGCAGGCCGAUAUAACGCUAGCAAUUUAUCUAUUUGUGAAUGUUGUCACUUGAUUUAUGGGAGUAGCGUUGCUUACAGCUCAUCGAAUACAUCUUUAUACGGUCCGUCCUUGGACACUCAUGACAUAAGGACUUAAUUACGAAUUCUGGGAUCACUGUUUACUGAAUAUCAAGUUUAUUUUUCUUCACUGAAUGGGAAAGAUAAGACAAAGUGUCUGUAAAAAACAUGUCAUGGUCAUAAACAAAAGCCCCCGCCGCUGAAUCUCUGCAUGACUUAGGCUUAGUAGCUAUCAUUUAUCAACACAGCUCUAACCAGGCUCUGGUCCACUAAAGCACACACACAGUAAGGCAGAGCCCUGUUGGAGCCAUUAGUCCAAUCGAUCCAUUAAGUCCUUCGACAACCUUGUGAAUAUCUCUGGAUGUGGAGAAAAGAAGAGUGUUCCGAAGUGGAGAAAGGACUCGGGUUUCAAACUAAAGCUAUGAAGAUCCUGGAGUCUAGCUCAGAAACGGUCGCCAGUCAGUCUCAUGGUACAUAUAGAGACAGACAACACCACAGUCAGACCUUUGAUGGCUUUAACAAAUGAAAACGAUUGUGAUCAUAUUUUGUCAGCAAUUCCACCCUCUUGCAUGCUUUGCCUUCAUUUGAUCCGCAAUGUAGCUGCAUGUUUAGCAAUAAUCCUCAGUUUGUACUGCGGCGCGUGCUGAUGUGUUGACAGUUCAAGUCGUCCGUCCUGCCAUCAGGGUGCUUGUUUGUGCAGGUUGUCAUUCAGGGUGCUUGCAUUCUACAAUUUUGACACUUGCCUCCCUUUAAGGCUUCACGUGGUAAUAAUGCAAAGAAAAUGAAAGUGGGGUGACAAGUGUGUUGUUUAUUUACUGUCACAAUCACAGUGUGACUGAAUGGCAUCAUGUGAUCAUGUUUUGUCACUACAUCUCCAAAUAAACAAGUCGUUUGACUGCUUGU